Messenger RNA from Pyricularia pennisetigena, 2487 nucleotides. RefSeq lists its product as uncharacterized. Bases 1 to 2487 code for a protein of 828 amino acids. The record is from RefSeq and is a predicted model, not a curated record. The transcript has a single exon. NCBI's taxonomy places the organism in Eukaryota, Fungi, Ascomycota, Sordariomycetes, Magnaporthales, Pyriculariaceae.
AUGGCCAUUUGGUUGUUUCGGCGACGCAGUAAGAGGCUGCGCUCCCAUGACAAAACACAGACAGGCGAUGCGCCUCCAUUCUCACGACGACAGACCGCCCCGGUGGCUACGGGGGGAAGCAUCUCAUCACCGCCAAUCGAUGCGCAGGGGAAUGCUGUCGAUCUCGCCAGCAUACCCCAACAUGGACGGGCGUCUCCGUCGGCCUAUAGCUUCGAGUCUGGCCACCAGGACGAGAUCCAUGUUGGGCGCAGGAAAAGCAGGCGGAAGUCAAAAAGAGCGUCAGCCCCACCCCCUGGCCGCUCUAUACUUGGGGGAGGCCCCGCAAGUAACUGGCGUGUUAAUGCCCCCCGCCAAACAAUAACGGCAACGCACGAUGAGCAACAGGAACAUGAAGGGGACCUUCUGGAAGGCGAUAAUUCUUUCUUUGGCCUUAUUCCAACGCUACACCCAUCUAAGCGUGAUAGCGGCCACCUGAUGUCGCGGAAACUCACCAAACGAAGAAAGAACUCCCACGAUCGCGAGAGGGAAGCUGAGCUCAAGGCUGGACGGGACUUUACCCCGUUGCGCCCAGCCACCGACGCCUGGUCCUCGGGCCGCCCCGUCGGAAAGGAAACUCAGAGGGUCAAGUCUGGCCUCACGAGAGGACCCCCGUGGGAGCGGGAGCGUUACAACUCUGAUGUUUCAUUACCUAGAGCAAGCUCGAUACAUUCGAGUCUCUCCUCGGAUUCAGAGCAGGUGUCCUACCGCGUCUCAGCCCUCGAUUCGCUCGCCCCGAAGCCGACCCUCCGAUAUUCCGCCCACCCACGAUGGGGUCAUCGUCAUCACUCUGCUGGCUCGGCUCCCGCCGGGGCAGCGCCUCAACGAAGAGUCUUGGGUGCACAGAUCCCAGAGGCGAUACUGAAGGCGCAUAAGCGCGUCGAUGAUCUGGCCGAUGAUUUAAAUGCAAGUGAUCUGCGAGAACUUAUGGAACGUGACAAGCGGAGGAGGGAAAGAAAACGGGAACGUGAACAAGAGAAAAUCGAAAAGAGACUGGCUCGAAGGGCAGAAAGAGAGCGGCAAGCACUGGAAGCUGGUGUCCCGUUACCGAAUCUCGAACGUGGCGUGCUGGGACGUGAGGCUCUCGUUACAGGCGCAGACCAGACCUCGGCGGUUGUAACGUCAUCUCGACGUCGGGACACUGAAGACCCCCCUUCAGAAAGCAAGGGCAAGCGUGUCGCGGGUCGUGGCGAGGUUUCCGAGGGCGUGAUUGAUGAGCCGCCCGUGCCAGCACAGGCGUUCCAUCGUGUGGACAGUAUCCCUGCGGAGCCAGCAUCUCCAGCAAAGGUCCCUCAGGAAAGGACAGUUCCACCGACCUCGCGGGAUACCAGUCCAAAGACAAAGGGAUUUGUACGGUCCAAGAAGAGCCAUUCCAAAUCAUCGCUUUCAGAGCAGAACCAGUCGCAGAACUCCAGCGCUACUCUGAAGGUUUCGGAAAGCUCGUUCAAAGGUCCCAUGUCCUGGAUAUCGAUCUUCAAGUGGGGUCGUAAACGUAACCCAGGGCCGUCCUCCUUCUCCAACACGUCACGGGAUUCGAUGUCGACGUCUCAACCACCGUCCGCAACUACAGCAACAAAUAUUACCUUUAUACCCCCUGUAGCUUCGGGGCUGGCGUCUACCGUUCCAAAGCGCACCAGAUCCCGCUUCCGGGAAGACCUCCCCGAGCUACCCCGUUCGCCGCACGAAUCUGAGAUACAACCGCCGCCAGAUAGACCGCUGCCACCGACUGUCAAGGAACUACCUGAUGCGAUGCCCAUACCAUCUGCGCCUAUCGACAUUCCUAAACGAAGAUAUGAUACACCAACUUCUAUGCUUGUUGAUGGCGCAUCACCCGAGCCACAGCAGUCCAUGUCGCUUGCUUCUAUUGAUUCGGAAGCAUCUUGGCUAUCAGGAGGCCGGAUGAGGAGCAACCGGCUAUCUUCUCAGAUGAAGCAGCGUGCCCACCGGUCUGUCGAGUACGGUAUGCCAGACCCUGAGAACAACGAGGACGACUCGGUGGGGAUAGCAGAUGACGAGUACCUUAAUCGUGUUGCUCGUCGUGUUUCCGCAGCAGACUCUUUAGGUUGGACUCGUAGGGGUUCCACUGGUGACGCUGUCCCCUCCAGCGACGAGGACGACGGCGCAAGAUGGGGCUCGAUCAGCGGAAGAAAGCCCAGCCUUACAAAGCCUCGUUCUGUUGAUCGAAUCAAAAGCCGCGAGGGCCUGCUGAACACGGUUUCCAGCGUCAACGAGGAGGAUUAUAACGAUAAGGAGCAAGACUCUCCCGUCAGCCCAUCCAGCAUCGGUGCCGAUAUCCAUAGUGCCACCAGUGUCGACCUUGGCAAGGGAAACGCCCGGAGAAUCAGUGCUAAAAGUGCCAUACUCCUCGAUCUGUCGCCUAGGGGUUCGAUGGAUGUCAAAAGAGUUAGUCUGGGCCCACAGUGGUCCGAGUCUACUCCAAAACAAGACUAG